Messenger RNA from Nipponia nippon (crested ibis), 2150 nucleotides. Lineage: Eukaryota; Metazoa; Chordata; Aves; Pelecaniformes; Threskiornithidae. The record is from RefSeq and is a predicted model, not a curated record.
UUGAUUGUUGUGGGUUGUCAAAGCCAAUUUGUAUAUUCUCCUAACUUUAGAAUGUCAGUGGCUGCUUACUGUAUAUUUUGCUAUAGACAAAUAGGAACUUCUGGUCCAGCCACAAAAACACACCUACCAUGGAAUGAUAUCAGAAAAGUUGCAAAACUAACUGGAUCACUUAUACUAGGAGGUUUUGUAUUCAUUACAUAUGAAGUCCUGUCCUUAAAGAAGUUACUGCAAAUCGAUACUGAAGCUAUACAUCAAGAAAAACUUAAAUCCUAUGUAUACAUACGUACAGCUUCUCUAAAUCCAAGUGAAUAUCAAGGGAUCACAUACCAAGCCAGAAAAGAAAUCCAUAAAGCUGUGAGGAAAAUUCUAGAAACAGAAGCUAAAAUUUUCCGGAGACCUUUUAACGAACAAUUCAGUACAUUUGAUGGAGAAGAUCAUGAAUGUGCCUUAUGGCUCCUCUUAAAGAGGAGUCAGUCAGAAGACAAAGAGGUCCGACUGCAGGCUGUACAAGACCUGGCAAGCAACAGUCACUGGCAUGAUUAUCAGUAUGGUACAGUUGCCCAAACCUGUGAUCAAAGGACCGCUAUAGGUUUGGCUCGAUCCAAAGACAUCGACCUUCGCUUUUUUCUGCCUCCGCCACCAUUGCCAAAAAUAAAGAAUGAUUAUACCAUAGAAGAUGAACUUCGCUUGUUGUUAGUAUCUUUACCUCAGACUGGUCUAGAUCCAUGUGUCCAGUACUUCACAUCUCUUGCUUUACGUGAAAGUAGUCAGACGCUCGCUGCACAAAGGGGAGGCUUAUGGUGUUUCGGAGGAAAUGGACUUCCAUAUUGUGAGACAUUGAGUAAAAUCCCUUCAGAGACAGUGGAGCUCUUUUGCUUGCAAGCUUUAGUACAGCAUUCUAAGGUUUCUUCUCACUGUGACAAAAUUGAAGCUAAAGGAGGCCUUCAGCUACUACAAAGGAUAUACCAGCUACGUAAAGAUUCAGCAAAAAUACAAAGGAACAUAAUUCGCAUUAUUGGAAACAUGGCUUUGGAUGAACGUCUUCAUUCAUCCAUAGUACGUGCAGGUUGGGUUUCUGUACUUGCUGAAGUAAUGAAAUCCCCACAUAUCAUUCAGUCUUCUCAUGCAUCCAGAGCUUUGGCUAAUCUAGACAGGGACACAGUGAAAGAAAAGUAUCCAGAUGGUGUUUAUGUCUUGCAUCCACAAUAUCGUAGCAGUCAGCCCAUCAGAGCAGACAUCCUUUUUGUUCAUGGGCUUCUGGGAGCAGCAUUUAAAACCUGGCGACAGCAAGAUAUUGACCGGCAUUUGGAUAAAAAGGCUUUAGAAGGGGAAGAGGACUAUAGUCAGUGCUGGCCAAAGACGUGGCUGGCUUCAGACUGUCCUGCCCUUAGAAUCAUAUCUGUGGAAUAUGACACCCAUUUGAGUGACUGGAAAGCAAAAUGUCCUGUUGAGGCUCACAGGAAGUCUAUUGCUUACAGGAGCAAUGAGCUUCUUGACAAGCUCAGAGCUGCUGGGAUUGGAGACAGACCUCUGGUGUGGGUGUCACAUAGCAUGGGUGGUCUUCUAGUCAAAAAGAUGCUGGUGGAUGCUUCCAAGAAUCCAGAAAUGGAUAAAAUUGUAAACAACACCAGAGGAAUCAUAUUUUAUAGCGUACCUCACCAUGGUUCCCAGCUGGCUGAAUAUUCUAUAAAUGCCAGAUAUCUUCUCUUUCCGUCUGUGGAGGUUAAAGAACUCAGCAAGGAUUCCCCUGCCCUUAAAGAGCUGAAUGAUGACUUCCUGUCUUUUGCCAAAGAUAAGAAAUUUUCAGUGCUGAGUUUUGCAGAAACCUUACCAACGCACAUAGGCAGCAUGAUAAAACUGCACGUCGUACCUCUGGAAUCAGCAGAGUUAGGAAUUGGAGACCUUAUUCCAGUGGAUGUUAAUCAUCUGAAUAUUUGUAAGCCAAAGAAGAAGGACGCUUUCCUGUACCAACGUACACUGAAGUUCAUCCAGGAUGUUUUAGCCCAAGAACUUGGAGACUGAGUUUUUGCCUCCAUUUGGUGUAACACAGUAAGUUCUUCUCCUAACAUUUGUUAGGGGAUCUGCAGAACUACAAAGAUGCUAUGUCAAUAGUAUCUGCUGCUAAAAUAAUUUUCAGUACAUCUCCAACU